GAUGGUUUGCUUACAGUCCUGGUCCUUCUGCUGAUAUACGGGUCUACAACGUCUUCGCAAUCAAUUGAAGAAUGUUCCCAGGGAACUGUCUGUUGCACGGAUGGAUACGAUCUCAACUACACACUUCCGAUGUUUGAUCAAUGCACGGAGAAACAAUACAAGAACGGUCGCAUGGUCCAGACCAUCCCCAAGUUGAUCCCAGCUUCCAGAGCCGAGGAUGCAGAAUGCAGGGGAAAGAGCAAACUGGGAAUACGAACAGGACGUCGAGUUUGUCAGUUUCCAGCCUGCUUGAGUAGUCCUUGUGAGAACGGCUGGUGCGAGGAGUCUAUGACGGGAUAUCAUUGUCACUGUCGGGCUGGGUACAUUGGAAAACGAUGCGAGGACGAGAUGAGGAAAAGAACGACAUCUGUGGUGACUCCAGCCAUUCAGCCGGAAACAAUAGCAAGCACUCCAAGGCAAACCCUAUCUGCAAUAUCCACCCUUAUCGGGACGAAUACUUCAGCUACGCCAGUUAGGACAAGUAACAGCGAACCCUUUGGGACCAGCUAUUCGUCUGAGCUUUCGCUGUCAGAAUCCGACGUGGCAGUCGAACUGGACGACGAGACAGAUUGUUCUUUGCUGAGCGCAAAUGCAAACUGCCCAGAUGGCUGGAUUGGGAGCCUGGUAAUUGGAAAGUGCUACAAAGUUGAGAAUGACACGAUACGCAACUGGACGGACUCGGUGUCUUACUGUGAUAGCCUGGAUCUCCAAACCAUGCCAACAGUGGUAGGGGCGUCGCAUCGACCCUCUCUAUUGGUACCAGAGAGUGAUACAGAGCAAAAGUUUCUCCGGAAUUGUGUUUUCCCUUCCGUGCGAGGGAGAUGGUACUGGAUAAAAUGCAGCAAUCGCACGGAAGACAUGCCGGGAUUUGUAUGUGAAACCACCCGCAACCACAAUGUCUCUUACCGCAACUGGGGGAAUGACCAACCUUCUGAUGAUCUAGGAAAGGCGUGUGUCGGAGUUAGGGCAAGCCAGAAGUGGAGAAAUGCCAAGUGCAAAAAGAGACUAUAUCUGCUUUGCCAAAUUUAUACUAGUGGAAUCUGAAAUUCGUAGGUCAUGUUUAGGUCCAUGAACAACAAUAACGAGUUUCUGCCACCUC
Messenger RNA from Lytechinus variegatus (green sea urchin), 1138 nucleotides. RefSeq lists its product as uncharacterized. The coding region runs from base 130 to 1083 and encodes 317 amino acids. The record is from RefSeq and is a predicted model, not a curated record. The transcript is spliced from 5 exons. NCBI's taxonomy places the organism in Eukaryota, Metazoa, Echinodermata, Echinoidea, Temnopleuroida, Toxopneustidae.